Molecule: messenger RNA, 417 nt
Organism: Paramecium tetraurelia
Lineage: Eukaryota; Ciliophora; Oligohymenophorea; Peniculida; Parameciidae
Exons: 1
Source: RefSeq, a predicted model, not a curated record
AUGAAAAAUUACUAAUUUAUAUUUGAAGUUGAGGAAGACUAGGAUCAUGGGAGGAUAGAAGAUCUAAAACCUGCAGAUGGAAUUUUCUUAUAAUAGAAAAAGCUUAAGCAACUAUUAAAAUCUUCAUAGCAUAAAAAUUGGUGUAAAUUUAAAGAAAAUGAAUCAUAAAUGAGAAAGAAGAAAAUAAGGAGGAACAGCAAAGGGAAAAAAUAAGUUCUUGAACUAGGCUUGCAUCUUAAAGGGUUGCUAGAAUAGAUUAUAAAUGAGUCGAUUUAAUAAGCUAACAAAGGGUUUGUCUUUAAGUAAUUACAAAAUUGCCAAGAGAUAAAAUCGGUAUUAGAUAAGAUGGAGAGGAUUCUAAUCGGAAUGAAAUCUCUACUCUUGUCGUAAAUGAUUAAUAGUUGGAAAGAGGAUUGA